AUGUCGUCUAUGCCAACGCAAGAAAUCAAAUCGCAACGAGAAUUAGGUGUCAUAGGAAAAUUAUGUUCGACAUAUGGUUUCGUUUAUUGUUUUCAUCGAGAUGGACGAUAUUUUUUUCACUUCAGUGAAUAUAAAAAUGAUAUUCAACAAGCAAAAAUUGGCGAUAUUAUCGAGUUUGAAGCAACUUAUGAUAAAAUGAAUAAUAAACCAAUUGCUGUGAAUAUUGUUAAACUUUCCAGUACAGAAACCGUUGGAGAAAAUCGAGUUGAAGGAACGAUUGCUGUUGUUUCAAGAUUAUCAUCUACAACACAUCAAAAUGGACGAAAUUAUGAUACCUCAAUUAAUAUACCCGAUGGUCGUAUUACCUACGUGCAAAAAGGCGAAACAUUUUAUAUUCCAUACGGUUUGAAUGACCUACAAGAUUCAAAUUUAGUACUGAAAGUUGGAGAUAAAAUUUCAUUUAACGUUGCACAAGAUCGUCGAAAUAAUCAAUUUUUUGCACGAAAUAUUAGUUUAGUUGAAAGUUUAGUACCUAAAAAAUAUCGUGGUGUUGUAUCGACGAUGAAAGAUUCAUUUGGUUUUAUUGAACGUGAAGAUGCAUUAAAAGAAACAUUCUUUCAUAUAUCUGAAGUGAUCGAAAAUGGCAAUAUGAUCCAUCCGGGUGUUGAUGUUGAAUUUGAAAUUCAAGAUAGACUUAAUAAAGAAGUUGCUAGUAAUAUAACUCUAUUACCGAAAGGAUCCGUCGUAUUCGAUGAUAUUGAUAAAUCGUUUCAAAUUGGACGCAUUACCCAACCACUCACAAAACCUAAAAAAGCCGAUGAAGUAGCAACUGGACGACUUUUAUACGAUCAUAUCGAUACAAAACUCGUCGAAUUAUCCUUUGGUGAACGUGAUCGUGUUGGUCAAUAUACAUUACUCGAGAAUGAUAUUGUUCAAUUUCAUAUUGCCACAGAUAAACGAGAUGGAAUGCAACGUGCAACAAAAAUACAAUUACUUGAUCAAAGUUUUCUAAAAUCUAAAGAAAAACGAGAAACUGGUAUUGUAACAAAACUUGAACAAACAACUGGCGGUGUUAUAAAAUGUACAAAUCGUGAUGAAACAGUAACAUUUCGAUUUAGUGAAGUAAUGAAGGACAGUUUUCAAAUUGCCGAAGGAGAUUUGUUGGAAUUUACCAUUGUACCAUCACUAAAUGACAAUGGCAGUAGUUCAGCUAUUCGAAUUAAAUUACGUACAAAAGAACUUUCAAAAAAUGGCAGUAUAACGGAGUCACAUUAUAUUGGUGUUGUCGAAAAAGAUGUUGGGGAUUUCAGACCGAUAAAUAAUCAAUCGGAAAAAAAUGGUCGUGUGACGCAAGAUAUAGUGACAACACCUAUUUCUGCCACAUUACCAUCGAUGCCUAAUGAUGAUUCAUCAUCUAAACAACAAGAACCCGGUAUAAUAUCAUAUGAAAAGGACGGAAAACAAUGUAUGGUACAAUUCUUUACAUCUGGUAUUAGUAAUCCGGUCACUUUAUAUUGUGGAGACAAGGUUGAAUUUAGUGUCAGUAAUAAUGUGACAUCGAAACAGUCAGUUGCAUCCAAUAUCAAAUUAACUGAGCGAAGUCGUGUUCGUGGAUGGAUAGCAAUAUUUCGAGAAAAUCGGGGAUUCAUCGAACAAAAGAGUGAUACAAAACCAAUUUUAUUUUUGACGAGUUCGAUUGCUAGUGAUCCAAGUCAAUUGGAUCUAGGAGAUGAAGUUGAAUUUAGUUUAAGAAAAUCAACUGGACGUCUAAUAGCAGAAAAUAUUCUUAAAGUCCCUUCAACUAUCAAUAAUUUUUACUCGACACUUCCAACACCAUAUCGUGGACGUGUUGUAUCACCUGUACGAAUGCUAAAUAAUGAAGAAUGUGAAGUAUUCGGUAAAAUUCAAAAAAUAACAGAUGACGGCAUACCAAGUGAAUUUUAUACCUACAGUAUAACUGGUGUUAAAAAUAAACGUGUCAUAUUACUUCCAAAUGAUCCGGUGACAUUUUUAAUUGGCGUAGGGCUGGAUUACAGUACAAGAGCGGUUAAUAUUGUUCUUGAGAAUGAAUUGCGAAAAGGAAAAGUCGAUACAGUUAAAGGACAGUAUGGAUUUAUUGAUUUUUCUAUUGAAGAAAAUAAAAAAAUAUUUUUUCAUAAUUCCGAAGUUGAUAGUGGCUUUGAUUUACGUCCAGGCGAUGAUGUUGAAUUUAUUGCCUAUUAUAAUCAAAAAAGUGGCAAACCAUGUGCUAGCAAAUUAAGACGGUUAAAUAAUCUUCAACGACCUGAACGUUUAAUAACAAAAUUAAAAACAAUGAAUAUUGAUGAAACCAAAAGAAAACGAUUGGUUAUUAUUCGACAACCUCGUAAUGCCGAUGAAAAAUCAAAAGGUUUUACAACAGCUAGAAUUGAACGAAGACCAGGCAUGUUAUUACAAGCCUAA
Didymodactylos carnosus is the source of this 2442-nucleotide messenger RNA. NCBI's taxonomy places the organism in Eukaryota, Metazoa, Rotifera, Eurotatoria, Philodinida, Philodinidae. The record is from the annotation of a GenBank genome assembly.